Symbiodinium natans is the source of this 1083-nucleotide messenger RNA. Lineage: Eukaryota; Dinophyceae; Suessiales; Symbiodiniaceae. The record is from the annotation of a GenBank genome assembly.
AUGGCGUUCGACUUCGAUGACAUGGAGGCGGAGGCCCAGGCACGCCUUGCGGAAGGCAAUGAUGCAGCGGCACGCCAGGCACUUGGGGCCGCGGAGACCCCGAACGAGUGGCGAGGAGGGACGCUGCCGCCGAUGCGAAACUUUCUGGAUCCGAAGAAGCGGUUUCUGCCGUCGCGACAAGACCUUCGAAAGUAUCUUGAGCCACUGAAACUGGACGUCGUGGAGACCUUCAACACGCGUAUACGUCUCUUCAUUUUCCCCGGUGCUGGGGACAGUGUGGCCAGCUGGGUUCAGUUUGUGAACCAGGUGCCCACCUGGAUUGAUGUUGCCAUCUACGAGCGCCCGGGGCACGGCCAGCGCUCCCUCGAACCCUUCGCCGAGAGGCUCGUGGAGGAUGCCGAGGAGGCCUUUCGAGCACUGGAGACAGUACUGGGACCCCAUGCCAAGGGUGGAAGCUUUGAGGGAGCGCCGUUUGCCCUCGCAGCCCACUCCAUGGGCUGCCAGAUGAUGAUGGAGGUGGCGCUGCGCUUGCGUCAGCAGAUGGGCCUCUCACCCGUGGCGAUGUUCCCCAUUGACCGCGGAGCCCCACACCUGCCCAUCUACACUGAGGAGGGCUAUCGGCUCCUCUGUAUGGACGAGCCUCUUGAGUUCUUCGAGGGGUUCAACCCCACUGUGCACAGGCUCAUGCUGAAGCCCAACCGGCACGAGUCGAAAGACACGCAGCGGAUGAUUGACAUGUGGAAGCGGGACCUGAGACUCUGCCAGGAACAUCUCUGGCCCGAAGGCCAUUUCAUCUUCCACUGUGAUCUGCACGUCAUCAAGGCCAUGCGGAACUUCUUACUGGACAGCAAGAAAGUGUUGCCAGAGGAGGCGGAGCGCGUCCGGGAGAUCAACUGGCGAAUUACAAAUUCUGGGCCAACAAGUGCAGCACCCUGGUCACACGAGAGCUUCGAUGCCUGGGCGCAGUGGACCACUUCGACGUGUACGGUCCACAGCGUCGAUGCCGAGCACAUUGGGGUGAAGCUGCACCCCGACACGAUCCGAAUUCUGACGGAGGUGCUGGAUUCAAAGACCGCGCUGUGA